Symsagittifera roscoffensis is the source of this 2240-nucleotide messenger RNA. RefSeq names its product cytohesin-1-like. Gene Ontology annotation, biological process: regulation of ARF protein signal transduction. Lineage: Eukaryota; Metazoa; Xenacoelomorpha; Acoela; Convolutidae. Gene Ontology annotation, molecular function: guanyl-nucleotide exchange factor activity. Bases 296 to 1621 code for a protein of 441 amino acids. The record is from RefSeq and is a predicted model, not a curated record. The transcript has a single exon.
ACGUCUUUCUCGCAAUGUAAUCAUCGUAGCUUUCUUGUGCUCUUUUUCAAAACAUUGUCGUUUUUUAAAAUAGAGGUAUGUGACGGUACAUGUUUUAGUGCAUAAUCAAUCAAAGAGCAUUAAUCUAAACGAGAGUAAUUUCUUCUGUAAAACAAAUGCGAUUAUACGAUAUGUUCACAUACCUCAAGAUUGCUUUCAUACACAAGAACACCUACAUAACGCGAAAAACGACUCUAAACUAGAAUCUUUAUCUUCGAUAACUUUAGGCGCAUCUGCAAUUUAUUGAUUAUUCCUAAUGGAUAAUAUAACUCAUAAUGAAGUUGCAAUACAAGAACAAAAAAAAUUCAACCUCAGAGCCGAAAUGGAAGAAAACCGAAGAAAUUACGCAGAAAUUGAAAGUCGUUUGAAAGAAUUGCAAUCUGCUGUGGACGCACAAUCUGAUUCAACUAAACUGGGACCUGCGAUUGAACUUUUUAACAAUGGAAAAUUCGUCGAGUGUUUUUCUUUUCUCAUAGAACUUGGAACUGUUACUGAUGACUCGAAUAAUUAUGAAAAGUCGCAGUUUCUGAGGGAGCAAUCGCCAAAAUUGAAUAUUGAAAAAUUCCACAAAUAUUUAUUCAAGCCUGAAAAUGAAAGAGUGCUGAAAAUUUUCAUCUGGAGUAUCAACAUAACAGGACUUAACUUGUUAGAAUCUGUUCGACAGUGUUUCGAAGCAUUGCGAUUCACAGAAGCGGAAGCUGGCGUCAUAUCUUUUAUCUAUAAAUGCAUUUCGGAGAGUUACUUCCGGCAAAACAAGGAAGAAGCAGAAAAGAAUUUUGGGACAGAAGAUGUUUGUGAGUUCGCGGCUGGAGCUGUAGUCUUCAUCAACACCUCUUUGAACAACUCAAGUGUGAAGGCAAAAGACAGAAUGACCGAAGACCAAUUUGCAAAUUUCGGACAAUGCGACGAAGUAAAGCAAUGGCACCAAGCUGGUAUUCAGAGAGACUACAUGGUUAAACUGUACCGCGAAAUCAAAGAGAAUCCACUCCGGUUCAACUGCAAACGCGACCAGGACGCUUCGACAGGCACCGAGGCAAAGGUGAUCAAGAGUGGAUUCCUGGAAAAGCAAGGCGGAGAGCGAAAAUCCUGGACCAAAAGAUACUUCGUGUUGCAUUCUGAUAUUCUCUAUUAUUAUACGGACGAUACCGCAACGAGUCCAAAAGGGAUCAUUAUUUUGCAGAACCUUGAAGUCAGCAAAGUGGAUCUUAGCAAGAAGAAGUUCUGCUUCCAGUUGGCCAGUGUAGAUGGGUCCAUUAUCACUGCUUCAAAGGCCAACUCAAACGGCCCUCAAGUACCCGCAAUGCACUCGAGGUACAUAAUGAAUGCGGCAAGCGAGGAACUGAGAGACAGUUGGGUGUCUGCGAUUCACUCUACUCUAAAAAUGGACAUGAUGCAUGCAUUCCAAUCAUGGAGGCAACAAGAUGAUGAAAGAGACGGCCAUAACAGAGGCAGAUACGGCAGAAGAAAGUCAACUGACAGUGCUAUUUCAAUACACGCCAGACCGAGAACACCAGUGGGACCACGAAAAAGAAAAGGAUCACUCAGCCUUAUCCGAAAACCAACAUGUAACAUCGAAAUGUAACUUAUUUAAAAUAAAGAUAACGCUAAUUUGUAAACUUUAAACCAACGAAACAUAGCCAACUGACAGCUGAAAAAAAGUAAUGAACGCAAGAAAAAUAAAAAAAAUACUGACUUGUUUUUUCAAAAACCAGCAACUUUUGAAUUUCGAAGAAAAAAAUAGAUGGCUUUAAAGCUCCUUGAAUUUGUCGAACAAUUUAUCAUGGAUACUUUUUUAGCUAAAAUUAACCCAAUUUCAGAACACUGGAUCAGUUGGUAAAACUUAAAUUUCGCUGGAAAAUCUGAUAAUUAAUUUCCUUUUUCAAAAUUAGAUGUCAAUCACGUUUUUCGUGACCUUUAAAUUUUGCUGUUCGAUAGUGAAGUUUGCCUUCCUUUGAACAAAGGAGAUGAACUGAACUUGAAGAGAAAUCACAAGUCAAACCCCGAAAAAUCAAAAUCGAGUUGAACAAACUUUAUGGCUUUUUCUUUAAAAAAAUCAUCAAGACCUGUAUAAGAGUACUCACUACGUUCAUUACUCUUAAUCAACCAAUUGCAGAUACCUUUUCAAAGUGUAGUAAAUUGUAAAUAAUUCACAUAGUUUUUAGUACCGUUGAAAAAAAAAACAAUUGAAAAAUUGACCCCAA